AUCGAGUAAAGAAUUUUGUUAUUAGCGAGCAGCGUUUUCUUGAAUACCGAAAACUUUUGACUCUGUAGCUUCCAUGCUCUUCUAUGCCCUCUGAUCUCUUACUUUCUUUUUUAAACUCGGUUACUGACAAGAUCUAGCAGUAGCAGACGGAUCAGGAAGGUGACGAGUCUUCCACUUCCACUUUUAUUUUUAUAACGUAUAAUAACGUAUAAAGUUGGUAGGCCUAUGGUUGCAAGUUUUUAGCGUGCAUUCUAAGAUUGCAGAAUUGUUCUGACAUGAACCAAGCCCUUUGUUGAACUAUGGCAUCGGAGGGAGAGGUCCCCAGAUCAGGAGGGGUUGAGCCAUCUAGAGAUCAUGUUUCUCAGCCAGAGAGUGAACCACUUCAGUUCAACGUCGAUGAAGACAGUCUGUCACCAGAUGCUGCCAAGGUUGUCAGCUCUAUCAAACAGCUGGCAGAGUCAGUGUUGUUCCACUGGAGGUCUUUCCCCAUCGUCCUCCCGGACUCCAUCACCGAGAGGAGAGCGGCUGAAGCUUUGAGUGGCAACGGAGAGAACCCUGGUGUGGUGCAGUUCCGGGAUCUAUUUAUAGCCCCAAUAUUUGAUGAGCUGGAGGCAGUGGCGACUGGGACUGAUGGCUCACUAAAGAAACUGGACAAGGAACAGCUCAAAAUGAUACAAGACAAAGGUGAGUUUGAUGUGGCCAGCUUGAACUUCCCCGGACAGACACACCGCUGGAGACUCAGUAUGUUGCUGCAGAAGGGUUCAGAGAGGACAAACAAGUCCUUCCUGGCAGACAUGUCGAAAGCUCUCUCGCUGCUCAUCAUCACCGCCCGCAACAGGUUCUGCUCGGGAUUCUUCAGCGUCACUGAGGCUGCACGGGGUUGGGCCAAUGGUUUGCGGAAUUUGCUUGACAUUGUGAUUGGCAUGCCUUCAACAACGCCUGGCGACCUUCACCAAAAGCUGCAGUUGGAACGUAUGCGUUACCUCGUGGCUGAACUGGACAUUAAGCCGAGUCUGAAGCGAGAGCUGAGCACGUACUGUGAGUAUGUGAAGGAUCAGUGUCAGAUGCUGGGAGCGAACAAACACAAGACUACAGACCUGAGACCCCCACCCAUUCCCUACAGGUACCAGACCCCAAAGGGUCAAGACAUUGACCUUCGUCUCUUCAACAAAGACCUGAUGAACAACAGCAUGGGUAUCCUGUCCAACAUCCUUGAUCGUCAGGCCAAAGGCUGGCACGUACAGAUGAGAGCAAAGCUCAUACGUCACUACCAAGGUCAAGGAAUGUCCAAUGAAGAAAUUUCCAAGCAUGUCAGUGAAGACAUCAUGAACCAUUAUCUGGACAAAGUGUUCACUGCUGUGGCUACCAAUGCUGAACUGGACGUUCUGCAGCCUGGACUGGGUCAAGUCUUGGUGGACCAGGCUAAAGCAGUUCUGGUGAUGGUCAAGGCUCAGGCUAGCCUCCAGCAGAAAAUGGAGCAGCACAAAGAUCAGCUGACUGCCCACUUGCGUAAAACACAUCCAAUUAAAUCUCGAAUCAGCACAUGGAUGGAAGAACAGCUGUGUGCCUUUGAGCGUGACUUUGCCCGCCAGCAUCUGUGGACGGCCCACGAGGCGGCCAUCUCUAUGUGUGAGGAGGAACAGCUGCAUCAGUCCGUCUACUUCCUGCGGAGAGACCUCAACUUUAUUAAGGAGCGUGAGGCAGUGCUGAGAAAGGAGCUGGGCAGAGUGAAGAUCCCCACACGAGAGUUCACCUUCUCCACUCGUAUUUGGCUUCCUAAGAAUUGGGUCAUCACACGCUUGAACUUCUUGGGCAGGUCGGAGGUCAUUCCCACAGUUAUUCGUGCUGAAGAGCCAGCGGACACAAGUCCAAAAGACCUGGACACUUGCUUCACGGUGCAGAAGACAAAGGCCUGGGUGACGAGCACCCGCUACCCGUUCUGGCGCUGGUGGAACUUCCUGCACAGAGCCUGGGCAUGGACUUGGAACGUUAUGUUUUUCUUUGGGAUUGUUAUCCCUUGGGCCAGUCCGGUCAGCCUCAGGGCUUUGGUGUGGCCAUCCUCUUUUGUGCCGGACAAACAGCUGUCGCAGAGAGAUGGUGCUCUGUAUCCAAGGGAGUCGUCACGCACCCACACGUUGUUGAGCCGACUGAGGGCAUUGUGGGCCCAUGUCAGGAGGUCCCGGGCUGACUUUGAAGCAGCUCCAGAUCGAGGUUUCCUGGGCAAAAGUCUCACUCGUCACUUCAACCGCUUCUGGAACUUUGUGGUCAAAGGGGCGCUGGGCAGCACACUAGUGGUGCUGGUGUUCCCUGUGCUGUGCCUCGGUGUGUCCACACUUUCGCUGAUUGCUGCUGUUUUGUCUCCAGUUUGGGUCCCGGUGGGCACACUGCUGGCUCAUCUGCUUUUCUUCCUUAUCUUCGACCUGGACAACCCAUGGCCCGAGAAGAACCGUUGGUUCAUCCUGUUUGAGGCUGUCAUCUGGAACCUUCUGCUACAGGGCUGUGUGCAGCCUCUCUCAGCGUUGCUGGUCGGUGUGGUGGCUUGCCCCGUAGCAUCUUUGGCUGUCUGUCUGUUUGGCGUUGUACGCAGUGGACUGCGUCUGAUCUGGGAUGCUUUCAUGUUUCACGUGAUCAUCAAGAGCCGUGGCCGAGUGCCUUCCAGUGAUGGCUUUGUGGCCAGAAGGAUCUCUGGGCCAGGCCUGGCCUCCAACUACUUUUUCCAGAUCCGUCCAGAGCAGGCGUUGGCGGCAGUGGAGGCCCGGGCAGAACACGAUGAGCUGGAGGCCUGGAGGGCACAGAUGAUGGAGGUCAUUGAGAGACCCAAGGAAACUUACAAGCAAUUCGUGGAGCAAUGCUUCAAGCCGUUCUCUGCAUCCCUCACCGAGCAAGGCAUUUACCUGCAGCUCAACAGGGAGACCACCGAGUACAUCUCGGACCUACGGACCCAAGCCAACCAGCGAGAGGUAGUCCUUUACACAGGUCUGAACCCAGAUCUACAACGCAGAAUCAAACUGGCUGAGGCUGACCUCAAGUUAACCAUCUUGUACACGUCACGUCUGCUGGAGGAAUUCUACCCUGAGCACGUGAUCCGACGAAUGAAGCACAGUGAGGAGGACUUCUGGGAACAGCUGGACCUGGAAUUCAGGGACUGGAGAGGUUUUGCCAUGAAGAAACUGAAGGAGAUCUUUGCCCCGUCUUUCCUGGUGCCUUUGGAGGAGACCGACAACUCCUUCCAGCUUAAGGUGAAUCAUUUGAACGUAAAACGUUAUGCUGACAUGCUGGCCACAGCUGAGAUCCAUGAUGACCUUGACCUUGUAGUGGAACUACACACCCCAGAGGGUGACAUCAAUGUGUCUGGUCCCUACCUGAAUGUGACGUAUUUUGACCCCAAGAAGAAACAGACAAUGGGCAGUCUGCGACCUUUGCCCUCCAGAUGCGGUGGUGCUGACUGUAUGGGUGGAAAUGGGCGGGGCCGUGUGGAGCUGGACAAACUGGAAGUUCCUCUGCCCAUCCCUCACCCGGCCGACAUUGCCGUUGCCAUCUACAACAGGGAAAAUGACCAGGACCCCAUUGACCUGAAUGACCGAAGCUGCCAGCGUGUGGUGCGCGCCACCAAAGAGGCUGUGAGCAGUGCCUCCGCCCCCAAGGACUCGCCGUUGAAGCGUCGUGUUCGGGUUGCAGACAGAAAGAAAGACGAGUAGUGGUCCUAGUCCUAGGAAUGCUCUCCUGGAAUGACCAUCAUGCUGAACUUUGAUGCAGGAAUAACUGGACUGGUCUACUUUCUGUCAUGGAAUUUCCUUGACAUACAUGUAUAACUACAUGUUCUUUCUUUUGCUUGUGUUCUUGGAUUUUCUGAUUUAAUGUUUUAAUGGGAAUUUUGUAUUUUCCCUGCUUUUUAUUUCUUGCUUGCUUUUUGUCAACAUCUUUGUGGAUGUGACCUAGCUUUGGUAGGUGAAAGAGACUUUUCUACACAAGUCCAAAUGGGAUUCUUCUAUCAGUAUUAUAAUUGUCUCAUUUAUUACUGAUGUGGUAGCUUUUUUUCUGCAAUAUUAUGUAUCAUUUUUUCCUUUUUAAAGCUGAUAUAGUUUUGCUUUGUAUUUCGUUUUAUAUCCACUGCAUCCAACAGCGAGUCAGAGACUUGCUCAAAGAGUGUAUGGCUUCUCAUACACCAUAUUUGGAAACGUUUUUUGGGAUAUCAUAAAGUCUGACUUUGGUUUUUUUCAUUCUUCUGAUUUUGCCGAAACAAUGUCGAAAGAAGGUCAAAGUCACGUCCAUACACUAUUUUUUUUUUUUUUUUACAGAAUGUCACUUGUCUUGCGGUUUCAAUAAAUCCAUUUUCCAAUAAUGUUUACAGUCCACAGAAAGAUCCUUUUUUGAAUCUCGUUGUGGAUGUUAUGU
This is a messenger RNA of Aplysia californica (California sea hare), 4395 nucleotides long. RefSeq lists its product as uncharacterized. The transcript has 35 exons. The coding region runs from base 300 to 3698 and encodes 1132 amino acids. The record is from RefSeq and is a predicted model, not a curated record. NCBI's taxonomy places the organism in Eukaryota, Metazoa, Mollusca, Gastropoda, Aplysiida, Aplysiidae.